This is a messenger RNA of Choloepus didactylus (southern two-toed sloth), 1947 nucleotides long. RefSeq names its product SREBF pathway regulator in golgi 1 (gene SPRING1). The transcript has 5 exons. The record is from RefSeq and is a predicted model, not a curated record. Lineage: Eukaryota; Metazoa; Chordata; Mammalia; Pilosa; Megalonychidae. The coding region runs from base 117 to 737 and encodes 206 amino acids. Gene Ontology annotation, biological process: positive regulation of SREBP signaling pathway.
GGAGCCAUGGGGCGCGGGGUCGGCUGAGGCUAGUGGGGAUGGAGCUGUGGGGCGUGUAGGGGCUAUGCUACCCGGGCUCUGGGCCUGCCGCGCCCCGCGCCCGGGCCCGCACCGGGAUGGUGAACCUAGCGGCCAUGGUGUGGCGCCGGCUUCUGCGGAAGAGGUGGGUGCUUGCCCUGGUCUUCGGGCUCUCGCUCGUCUACUUCCUCACCAGCACCUUCAAGCAGGAAGAGAGGACAAUGAGAGAUCGGAAUCUCCUCCAGGUUCAAGACCAUGAUCAGCCCAUCCCCUGGAAAGUGCAGUUUAACCUGGGCAAUAGCAGUCGACCAGGCAAUCAGUGCCGUAACUCCAUUCAAGGGAAGCACCUCAUCACAGAUGAACUAGGAUAUGUUUGUGAAAGGAAGGAUUUGCUGGUGAAUGGCUGCUGUCAUGUCAACAUGCCCAGCACGAAGCAAUACUGCUGCGAUGGCUGCUUGUCCAAUGGCUGCUGCAGCGCCUAUGAGUACUGCGUCUCCUGCUGUCUGCAGCCCAAUAAGCAACUUCUCCUGGAACGCUUCCUCAGCCGGGCAGCCAUGGCAUUCCAGAACCUCUUCAUGGCAGUGGAAGAUCACUUUGAAUUGUGUUUGGCUAAAUGCAGGACCUCAUCCCAGUGGAAGAUUACAAUUAUUUUUAAGUCUGGGUGGUGUCCCAAUAGUCCAAUUCCUGAGAGAGGUUCUCUCCUCCCUGUCUUUGACUGAAAUUUGACUAAGACUUUCCUGCAACCACUUGUUUAGAGUAAGUAGUAAUUUUUUCUGCGACAGAGUUAUGAUUUAUUUUGGGAUUUCAAGGAUUUGGGCAGGUGGGUGUUUAAAAAUACCCAAGUAAAUCUGUAGGUUGUCAAGCUCUCAAUGCUUAUUUGCAUGCUGUCAUUAAAUGCUUUGCUCUUUGGGCAUUACAUGUUGCACCUGCUGCUGAAAGCAUCUGAAAGUCUCUUGCCUUUCUAUCGCUCUUUAUCCUCAGCUCUCAGCUUUGUGGUUGGGCAUUUGUCUAGCUCUUUUUGUGAAAUCACCAGAUGUGUUUGUUAUACAAGCAUACUUCUUCUGGCUUCUAUUUGUAGUGUGUCCAAGAUUGUACUGACUUCAUCUGAGAUAACUGCCUCAUUUGUCAUUCUCCAGAACUGUGGUACCCUUUGCCAGAUUUCUGUAUUCCACCUUUUGAUUUUACUUCUCUUUUAUGUCUGUGGUUUGCUCUGAAAGCAUUCAGCAUCAUUGGGUAAAUGUUUCAGGGAUUAUAAUGAGCUUUUGAAAACAUUAAGAAAUUCCUGAUGGUCUUGUUUUGCUUAAAGAGCUUUCCACUUGAAUGGGCUUUAAAGGAAAUGUGGAAGAAACCUGAACACAUGACUCAUUUUGAUUCACAUUGUUUCUAAUUCUGAGAAAUACUAGAAAAGGUGAAGUAUUUUUUUCCUCAACUGAUAAAGCCCAGGAGUUAUUUCCAAUCUUUAGUGAAACUGCUAUACUUUCUUUGUCUUUUUAUUGUAAAUGAGAUUGCACUAUUGCCAUUCAAUUUGUUUUUACAACAGUAUCCCAAGAAAGAUAAGAUUUGGGGGUAUGUCUAUUAAAUUGGAUUAAUACUUGAAAUUUAGUUGCUCAGCAUUGAUCUUGGUCUAAUUAAUGAAUUGUAGACUAACCAAAAACUCAAGUUGCUUGUAUGAAAACAGAUUGCUGAAAAAUUAGCCGUUGGGGAUGAUUGCAUUAAAUCACAUUUCCAAUUUGCUUAGCCAAAUGAGGCUUGCCUCGUAUUGUGGGAUUUGGCUUGUGUGUGCCAAACUUUUAGGUACGUAAACUUUAUGAAAGUGAUUUGAAGUGCCUCUCCUUACUCUUUCUGCAGAGUUCAUUACCAGGAACUGAUUUUUUUGAUGCACAGGUUCAGAUGCAAAAUAUCUGCUGGGACAUAGGGGACUGGUGGUUU